GGGGGCAGCGGGGGCCCGGCCUGCGGCUAGCGCGAGCCGCCGAGCGAGCAGCGGGCGCGGCCGCCCGAUCCCGCCAUGAAGAAGAGCGGCUCCGGCAAGCGGGGGCCUCCGGAUGGAAACCAUCAGUCUGCGGCGCCCGAGAAGGUCGGCUGGGUCCGGAAAUUCUGCGGGAAGGGGAUUUUCAGGGAGAUUUGGAAAAACCGCUAUGUGGUGCUGAAAGGCGACCAGCUCUACGUCUCCGAGAAGGAGGUAAAAGAUGAGAAAAACAGUCAGGAGGUGUUUGACCUGAGUGACUAUGAGAAGUGCGAAGAGCUCCGGAAAUCCAAGAGCAGGAGCAAGAAAAAUCACAGCAAGUUCACCCUGGCCCGGUGCAGACAGCCGGGCACCACGGCUCCCAACCUCAUCUUCCUGGCUGUGAGUCCUGAAGAGAAGGAGUCAUGGAUCAACGCCCUGAGUUCUGCCAUUACCAGAGCUAAAAACCGUAUCUUGGAUGAGGUCACCGUUGAGGAGGACAGCUAUCUUGCCCACCCUACUCGAGACAGAGCAAAAAUCCAACACUCCCGCCGUCCUCCAACCCGGGGACACCUCAUGGCUGUGGCUUCGACCUCUACCUCAGACGGGAUGCUAACAUUAGACCUGAUCCAAGAGGAAGACCCUUCCCCUGAGGAGCCAGCCUCCUGCGCCGAGAGCUUUCGGGUGGAUCUGGACAAGUCUGUGGCCCAGCUGGCGGGCAGCCGCCGGAGAGCGGACUCAGACAAGAUUCAGCCCUCUUCCCACCGGGCUGGCAGCUUUUCUCGGCCUUGGGGAAAACCAGACAAGGGAGCCCCCUACACCCCACAAGCACUGAAGAAGUUACCCAGCGCAGAGAAGAGCCGGUGUGCCUCCCUGGAGGAGAUUCUAUCCCGGAGGGACACUGCCCCAGCCCGCCCUCUCCACCUCCAAGCUGAGGAGACUCCCGCCCCUGUCCCCUCGCAGCCGCAGCCGGGGCAGCUGUCCCGGAUCCAGGACCUGGUAGCACAGAAACUGGAGAAGACUCAGGAGCUGCUGGCAGAGGUUCAGGGACUCGAUGGCAAGCGGAAGGCCAAGGACCCCCCACAGUCUCCACCCGACUCGGAGUCGGAGCAGCUGCUGCUGGAGACAGAGAGGCUGCUGGGAGAGGCUUCGUCCAAUUGGAGCCAGGCCAAGAGGGUGCUGCAGGAAGUCAGGGAGCUGAGGGACCUGUACAGGCAGAUGGACCUGCAGACCCCCGACUCCCACCUCAGGCAGGCCUCCCAGCACAGUCAAUACCGGAAGAGCCUGAUGUGAAAGCGCGGCUCAGUCUGGAAUUGGGGGGGCACAGACUCUUAAUCUCCAAAUGUUGCAGGAUAAAGCUUUUUUAUUUACCUCAAUCAAAAAAAAAAAAAAAAUCAAGUCCAUUGCUUUUGCUGCUGCCUCA
Apodemus sylvaticus (European woodmouse) is the source of this 1435-nucleotide messenger RNA. RefSeq names its product pleckstrin homology domain containing O1 (gene Plekho1). The record is from RefSeq and is a predicted model, not a curated record. Gene Ontology annotation, cellular component: muscle cell projection membrane; ruffle membrane. Gene Ontology annotation, biological process: regulation of myoblast fusion. NCBI's taxonomy places the organism in Eukaryota, Metazoa, Chordata, Mammalia, Rodentia, Muridae.